This is a messenger RNA of Lactuca saligna, 366 nucleotides long. NCBI's taxonomy places the organism in Eukaryota, Viridiplantae, Streptophyta, Magnoliopsida, Asterales, Asteraceae. The record is from the annotation of a GenBank genome assembly.
AUGGUUGAUGUCGUCGACUUGGUUUGCCGAGCCGACAUGAAUGAAACACAUUUAAAAAGUUUUCAAGGCGUAGUGGCAAACAAAAAGGAGGAAUUUUGUGAUUCAAAGGCUGAGCGUCAAGUACUUUCAGAGCAAAAUUCCUUUGUGGGCUGUGAGAAGGCCAUUUUUGAAGAUCAUGUGGCCACUUUGGAGGGUCAAACAGAGGUACUCGAAAGUCAAGUGAGAGCUCUUACGUGGGAGAAAGGUAUAGUAGCAAGUGAGUUGGCUAAGUGCCAAUGUCAGUUGGCCCGUACCCAUGUUAAUGGUGUUGUUGCCCGAGGCUGUUUUGCAAUGGAUGCUGGAGAAGGCGGUGGUUUGCGUAAUUAA